Malaya genurostris is the source of this 3779-nucleotide messenger RNA. RefSeq lists its product as uncharacterized. Lineage: Eukaryota; Metazoa; Arthropoda; Insecta; Diptera; Culicidae. The transcript has 6 exons. The record is from RefSeq and is a predicted model, not a curated record. Gene Ontology annotation, molecular function: protein binding. The coding region runs from base 589 to 1950 and encodes 453 amino acids.
UUUAAAGUGCACGUAGGAUCAGAUUGUGCUUAUUCGAGUCCGUAAGAUAGUACUUCUACAAUUGAUACGUAAGCAUUGUCUAUCAGUAUCACUUAAGAGAUAUCUGUAGAUGCUAAUAUAAUUAAAUGUAUAGUGUCGGACAAAAUAAUAAGAUAAGGGAUUUGUAUAAUCAGUAGAAUCUUAGUUCAUUAUCUUUGUCAAUGAAACAAUAUAUUAUCACAACUACGUCACCAAGAGCAAUAGCGCUGUAUCUGUGGCCAGGUACAGGCAGCAUACGCCAAGUUCAGUGGUGACCACGACGACAGAGCAACAGAGAUAGCAGAAAACGAUACCAGAAGACUGCCAAUUGGAAAUCGUCGAGCGAGCUUCACGUCGUUCUUCACGACAGAGCAACAGUGACAACAGCAACAAGCUUGCUACAUAGACGUCGAAGCCGCAGACGAUAACGACGGUGGCCAAGGUGAGAGCCAAGCAGACGGCGCAAAGGAAUUCAACGGAGCUCAAGAAACCAACCCGAAGAGCAAUGACGGACAUAGUGAUAAGCUAUCUAACGGCCAGUCGCAGUGGUGUGAUUUACCGGAACAUAUCAUGGAGCGCAUUUUUGCACACCUGAGUAUCCGUGAACGGUACUAUGCUAGUUUGACCUGCUACAGUUGGUACCUGGCGUUCUAUCUACCGAACGUAUGGUCCAAUUUCCUGGUAGAAGAUAAAACACUCUCGAGACUAAAGUACAACUACUACUCCGGUUGGCAACCGGUACUGGAUCCGGCUCGUGUGCAACUUUGUCUGCUAUCUGUAGGAAGAUUAUUCCGGGGACUGGAUUUUCGCCCGGUAUUCUCGUUUAACAACAUGUUUCAAUUCAUGACCACAAUUUCGUGGGCCAUUGAACAGAAUCAAAAGCCUACGCUCCCGCGGGAAUGGAUCGGCUGCGGAACCAAAAUCAAAUCUCUGAAUUACAUCUUCCCGUGCAAUAUGGCAUCCAGUGAGGACCCGGAAUCGAUUAAAUUGUUCGGCACGGGUGGCCAACUGCUCGCCGCACUCAAGAAACUGAUGUACAACUUACCUCACCUGCAAACCCUGAAACUGGUCGACUUGAUGCUAGAAAGGUACGAGGCGAAUCACUUGCUGGACGAAGUGCUGGAAGCGUGCUGCUUGGUGCUGAAACGACUGCAUCUGAUCAAUGCGACUAUGGUGCAUUGCCCCGUGAUGCACAUUGGAUUGUUUCUGAAUUUACGGAUCCUCGUUGUGUCUCCGCAAAACAUUGACGACGACAUCCUGACACUGCUGGCCGAUUCUAAAGUACGACACCUGUACCUGUUCCAGAACCGUUACACUCCGGUAGCACUAUCGAUCAGUCCGUGUACGACCAAGGGCUGGCGACUGCUUCGCCGGGAUAAUCCCGAUUUGCGGGUACACCUGCGGGUCGAGUCCACAAGUGCAGGCGAAAUUUUGCUGCAGCCGGAAGCGCCGGUGCACAGUAUGAUUUAUCAAACGACGAAAACAAUGAUUGACACGGACAAAUUACUCGCCGCAAUCGAUACAUACCAGUCCACGCUGACAGUGUACGGGUAUGAAAUGUUGCCAGAUUUUACUAUGUCUGUCGAGAGGCAAGAAAGAGUUGAAAACCUUCUAGUACUAAUGGCGAGAUUAUGCACGGGUCUGACCGUACUGAUGAUCCGUGAGCGGAUUUCAACGGUGACGGUAUUGCUUAUCGUACGAUUUGCAAAAAAUUUACGCCACCUUAUCGUUCGACGGACCCAAUUGAUGGUAGGAGACGAUUGGCCUAGGAAUCCGGAUUGGAGUGAUGAAUUCUAUCUAUGGCUUUUGAUGGCUUCACGCUCAAUUGAAUCAACCGAAAAGGAAAUAUCGCAGAUUAUGGGUACGAAUUGGAAGGCUAUUAGUGAUGAACAUUUUGCUAAGACUUUGUUAACCAAGCACGUGGAUCAUUGAAUCGUCGAUUGUCAGAAGAAUGGGAGAUACACUGGUCCCUCAUCUAACAAAAGAAGACCAAUGAACGAGACGGCCCAUCUAGAUACAGUCAUAAAUGAGGCUAUCCUCAGAGCUCCCUUUUAAUUAAGUGUAGAUAAUCGAACAAUUAUUUCAUUACUGUGUAGACUGUGGAGGAAGGAACAAAUCCCGAAGAACAGCCUCUUGUGAUACACAAUCAGAAGGCACUUUGGUCUUGUUUUUCCUCUUCGAUGCGAUGGUCUGCUGGAUUUUCUUGAAUCGUUAUUAUCAGCAGUCAUAAUAAUGUUACCCUCAUUUUUGUUCUGUUGUUACUUGUAAUAGCAAAGUCUGGCCCGGCUGAGUCUCGGAGGAAUUUUCUCCUCAUUUCAUAGGCGCUUAUCAUGAAGCCUAAGCAAUAAGACCGAAGAAAUUUAACAUUAUUAGCAUCGUGUGCCGUUUUAGGGAGGUUCGGAAAGUAAUAUCACAACAGCAGCUCAUUACACUCUAGCAUGUCGUGUAUUUCAUAGUACUAUUUAGAAAGUAAAAAAGAUAAGCAUACCCUAGUGCAAAUGGUUGAGUAAUUUACAAUAAAAUGCGUUCAAAAGCAGUAAACAAAAGCAAUCACAAUUGUAACAUGAUUUUAAUGGUCUCUGUCACUUUCGGUCAUGAGAUUUAACUUUUCAUCACUGCAAUGUUAGUAAAAUGUAAAAAAAAUAUGGUACUGGAGUCCUAGAUAAUAGUUUAAUGGCCGAUCUUACUGAUUGUUUAGACUUGGUUGUACCCAUUCACAAAACCAUUUGGGGUCGUUUGACUUCGCAUAAGAGCAAUUCCAGGAAUGAGUAGACGAAAAAGUGACAAAAUCGGAAUCGACCUUCUCCGAUUUAGAUGAAACUUUGCACAUGACUUCAGUAUGGCAAACCAUAAGUUCUGAACAGAUAGAGAGGUCAAUCCGACUCACGACUGAUUUUUAAAAAGGGCGUGUGUAUUUUUGCAUUCCACAAAAAUUUCCUUUUUCAAAUCGUUGUAACUCGGAAACCGUUAAUUGUACAAAAAUGGCGUCCAGGGAGAAGUUGUACGGUAUCGAUUGGGCACUCGUUCUCGCUGAAAGAUAAUCAUUUAAACAGUAGAAUAUUAUUCUACAAGUUAAAGGCAAUAUAUUUGUUCAUGAUAUCCUUUCUUCUAAAAGUAGCUGUUCUUGAGAUACUUGGACAUAUAAUUAUAACACCAUUUUUUAUAUUUCCAUGAAUUGUUUAUUUGCUUGCUAUAUCUACAAUUAUUACAUGUAUAUAUCUACAAUUAUUACAUUACGAUCGUAUGAUUUUCCUUAUAAGCCCGCCUACGACAGCGAUCACAAAUGUUCAACGCGGUAUUCAAUUUAACCUUGCUUGAGCUUCUAAUUUUCCAAUUAUGGUUUCUGUUAAUAGGAAAAAUUUUUCGGGACACACAAAACCAGGAAAAGGUUAACAACGCUUUGGGAAAACCAUAUUGUAGUAUUGUAACUGUUUCGAAAGAGAUUUGUUAUAAACUAAUAUCUGUUCUACGAUGCAUAGCUAUUUAUAUGUGAAACAGGUAGAAUUUAGGUAAGCAAUUCGCCGGUACGUACGUUGGUUGUAAACAGUUGGUAGUCAACUAGCACAGCUCUUUGAUUCUACAUGUGUUUAUUCAUUUUGACGUAGUCACGUUAGUUCUACUGUUUAAAUGAUUAUCUUUCAACGAGAACUUGAAAUUUCGAAUAUAUCUGUAAAUUGUUUUAGCUGUAAUUUCUUCAUUUUUCAAAAGGAACGGAUGGGAUAGCCAUCAAUCUGUAGGUUUUAAUAAGAGCUUUAAAAUAA